Messenger RNA from Coniosporium apollinis CBS 100218, 1899 nucleotides. RefSeq lists its product as uncharacterized. Lineage: Eukaryota; Fungi; Ascomycota; Dothideomycetes. The transcript is spliced from 2 exons. The record is from RefSeq and is a predicted model, not a curated record. The coding region runs from base 1 to 1899 and encodes 632 amino acids.
AUGGCCGUAAUCAAGCGAGGCGAUUCUCCCUAUCAUCAAAUUCGUGUUAUCUAUACGCGAGACGCCGCAGGCAAUCUCGUUAGCAUCUUUGGACCCAAGGCAACCCAAGUGGAGGCAGACUGGGCAAUCCACUGGAAGCCGCUCUUCGGCAACAACUCCGGAAAACAGACAGUUCGCUUCUGCGACUCCUCCGUUACCGGCUUCGAAGUCGACAACAGCACAGCAAUCACCUCUGAGCAUCUGGACUCUGGAAAUGCCCCCUUGCCCACGACGCUCGAGAUGUACGAAACCAAGCUUGAAGACGAGACGCAGACCCGUGGCUUGAUCAAGAUCCCUAACUUAUACUUUGGAACACCAGUUCCAACUUCUGUUGUGGAAUGGGUGAUCAAGCUCAUCCUGCGGACCUCUCGCCUCUCCCACUGCAACCUCACAUCCGUUGAGGACGAGAAAGCCCAUAAAUUGGCCGCUGAUAUUACCGAGCUGUUUUCCCACACGCUCAGGAACAUCGCUGAAGGCGACAGAUGGGACUUUGGAGGAAGCAAAUAUUUCGAGGAUCGCAUUCUUCUCUUCACAUCUCGUCGUGCUAGACUUGACCUUGUCCUUCCCGCAUUCCCUUGUAAAUCCACCUCGCUAAACAAGGUCGCCGGCAUCCGCCCAGACAAGGGCGAAGAGCUCGCGCUCAGGGGGCUUUUCGCGUUCGUGAAGGAUGUUGAGAAGAUCUAUCCACCGGGAGCCCGCAUGUUCAUUGCUUCGGACGGACAUGUUUUUAGCGAUUGCAUUGGCGUGGACGAUGAAGUCGUCGAUACAUAUAGCGCACAACUCAUCGAGAUGAAGGACGUCAUCUUUGGCGCGGAGGCACACAAGAUUCAGUUUUUCGGCCUUCCCCAGCUCAUGGCCCUCAAGAGCUCCCAACCACCCCUGACCUACGUCUCCGGGAUUGAGUUGCCCAACUACGUGGAAACGUCCCAUACGGGCGAUGGGUCUUUGUGCCGCAAACUCAUGACCACCGGAUUCGGCAUCGACGGCAGCGCACUGCGCCACAAAAUCGACUCUGGCGAUAGGGCUGCACUAGCUCUAUACCGGGGCUUCUCACGCUUCAUGCUCGAAGACCUGUCCCAUAAUGGCUUCAUGUUGAAACAGUCCAAAUCCAAGCAGAAAAGGAUCGCACCGAAGAUUGCCUUCGAGAUGCUCAAGCGCAACCAAGCCUACUCAAAUCUCUGCGAACUCCUCUUCCCUGCGUACAUCCGUCUUUCUAUCCACGCACAUCUGAACUCGGGGCCAAAAUACGGUGUUGAUUUACUCAGCCGGUUCAACUGUCGUACCACGUCUGACUUGGUAAACUGGGGCCCAGAAGCGGAAGGCACCGACGAUUUGCUGCAUGUACCAACGCCAUGGCACAACUCCAUUGUCAAAAUUCACAACCACGAUGGAUGGCUGCUUGUCAAAGCCAUCCUCGUCAGAGACGCCGAGAAGAGCGGACAAUACACCUCUUCCUGGGUCGAAGGCUCUACUGGAUCUGGAGGCUACUUCUUGCUUACAUCCACCGCGCCAACGCCAGCGCCCGCGCCCGCGCCUCUCGCUCCUGCUGCUGAAGCUCCUACGACCUCACCAACCGCAGAUGAGAAGCUCCGGCACGCAACAGGCUUGAAGCUCGCCACCAACUUUUUUAUUCCGGGACCUCUCAUCCGCCGCCCGACGAUUGGCACACCCAGGACUCCGGGCUCCUUCCUCUUAUCGCCAACCUCGCCAGUCGCGCAGGCCAUGCUGUUCGCGCCCAUGGCGGAGGUCAUGUCCACGAUACCAGAGGCGGAGGAGAUUGUUGCGGAACAUCAUUCAGAGUCCGAGCAUGACAGCUCGGACGAAGGAAGCGAUGCAAAAAGUUCUACGAGCUCGAAUUGA